Messenger RNA from Sorex fumeus (smoky shrew), 818 nucleotides. It is a transcript of the gene RPP38, whose product is annotated as ribonuclease P/MRP subunit p38. Gene Ontology annotation, biological process: tRNA 5'-leader removal. The coding region runs from base 11 to 814 and encodes 267 amino acids. Gene Ontology annotation, cellular component: ribonuclease MRP complex; fibrillar center; nucleolar ribonuclease P complex. Lineage: Eukaryota; Metazoa; Chordata; Mammalia; Eulipotyphla; Soricidae. Gene Ontology annotation, molecular function: ribonuclease P activity; ribonuclease P RNA binding. The record is from RefSeq and is a predicted model, not a curated record. The transcript has a single exon.
GCUCUGCAGCAUGGCCGCGGCGCCACAGGCCCCUGCCCGGGGCUCCGUGCGGAAGUCGAGGCCUGUGAUGGUGAAGACGUCGCUGAACAACCCCUAUGUGAUGUGCUGGGGCACCCUGGAGCGGGAGGACGCACAAUUCAUCCUCCAGAGCCUGGAGGACCGGCUGCGGACCCUGGGCCUGCGCAAGGUAGAGGAUAAGCGGAGGAAGAGGAAGCAGCCUGGCGCUGCCAGACCCGGCCCGGAGCCCAGUGGCCCAGAAGAGGUGGCCUCAGGGUGGACCCCGGCCCACGUGCGGAAGCAGCUGGCCUUAGGCAUCAAUGAGGUGACGCGGGCACUGGAGCGGGCCGAGCUGCGGUUGGCACUGGUGUGCAGGUCGGCGCAGCCCGCGCGCAUCACCGCGCACCUCAUCCAGCUGAGUGCCAGCCGGGCUGUCCCUGCUGGCCAGGUCCCCCGGCUCAGCCAGCGGCUUGCCCCCGUCCUCAGCCUCAAGUGUGUCCUCGCCCUGGGCUUCAGGACGCACAGCCCCGACUUCGAGGAGCAGGUGAAGGCCAUCACCCCCAGGCUGCCCCCUGUGACCGUCCCCUGGCUUCCCGGCACACUGGAGGGUGACCAGGAAAACGUGGACAUGGCGUCUUCAGAGAGCAAGGACAAAGAGGGUGGGGACAGGGCCCAGGAGGACGCCUUGGGACCCAAGCGAAAGCUCCCAGAAGGCCCGCAGGCCAUAGUGCUGCAGCCCCUCCGGAUCAAGAAGGUCAUCCCCAACCCCAACAAGAUCAGGAAGCCCCCCAAAAGUAAGAAAACCACUUCCAAGUAAACAU